AGUGGAUCCAAAUCGAAGCGAAAUUCUUUUCUUCUCUGUUUACUCCAAAUGGGAACCAAAAACCAAACUAAUUACAAAUCCACAAGAAGCAUGGCUUUCUCCCACCAAGGCUUGGUGGUGGGCAAUUACUGCCAUGAUAUUCUCCUUAAAGACGACGUCGUAUUAGCAGAAUCAUUGGGUGGUGCUGCAUCUUUCAUCUCCAAUAUUUUUUCUCUCUUUUCAAUUCACUGUAGUUACAUCUCCAAAGUUGGCCUUGAUUUCAAUUACUCUCAUUCCAUUUCCACCCCUCCAAUAAUCUCCCCCACUUCCAAAACAACCCUUUUUGAAGCCCGUUUCUCCUCUACUAAGCCCAAUUCCGAUGGGUCAUCGGGUUCUGAUCGGACCCUCAAACGGGUAUUUGCAUGUGACCCUAUUAACCCAAUUGAUUUACCCAUUUGCAAAAGAUUUGAUUUUGGUAUGGCUGUGGGUGUUGGAGGUGAAAUAAAACUUGAAACUUUGGAGAAAUUAGUUGAGAUUUGUGAUGUUGUUUUCGUAGAUGUUCAGGGAUUAAUUAGAGAAUUUGAUCAAAUUGAUGGUACUGUUAGAUUAAUUAAGCUUAAAGAUACUAACUUUUAUCCUUUAUUACCAAAGAUUGGAUUUUUAAAGGCUUCAGCAGAAGAAGCACAGUUUUUGGAUAUUGAGGAAGUGAGAAAAUUGUGUUGUGUAGUGGUUACUGAUGGUGAGAAAGGUUGUAAAGUGUAUUGGAAUGAUGGGGAAGUUGAAAUUUCACCAUUUUCGACGGUUCAGAUUGAUCCUACUGGUGCUGGGGAUAGUUUGUUAGGGGGGUUUGUUGCUGGACUUGUUCUUGGAUUGAGUGUUUGUGAUGCUGCAUUGUUGGGGAACUUUUUUGGGUCUUUAACAGUUUCACAAAUUGGGUUGCCUAAGUUUGAUCCUAAGUUGUUGCAGAGAGUCAAAGACGAGGUACAAAACAGGUCACUACAGUGUACUCAGCACCAAGUUGGAGACAGAAACAAAUGUCGGUUUUCAAAACCACUUGGCCACGAGCAAUUCUACGAGACCCUUAAUGCUAUCAGACGCGCAUUUUACAUACCCGUACAAGAAUAUAACACGGAUCUGCCAGAUGUGCAUCAUAAACAGACAACUUCAACCUUAAAUCAUUGUACGAAGCAUCAUUGCAGUUGACUAAAGUUGAUGCUUGAUCCUGUUUCGGCAUAUGAUGAACCUAUCAAGCCGCCUGAAGGUAGACUGUGAUGGCUUCUAUGGAAGUUGUAACACAUUAUCAUCUUUUUUUGUAAUGCUGUAAUCCUACAGAGAAUAAUUUGGGUGGUUAGAUAUGCACCCUAAAGUAAAUAACUUAAGUUCAUUACGUAGGAAUUUUGUUGUGAAAGCGGAAUCUCGUUUCUUUUGUUGUACUUCUGUAAAUGUCUAAUCUCAUUUGAGCUGCUAGAAUAACCUGCAUUUGCUAAUGUUUUCAAUUUCCUAAUUUUUUGUGUGCAAAUUGAUUAAAUUGUAGAGUUUAACAUACUCAAAUGUGUUAUUUUUGCCCUUUAAUUGUGGCGCUUUUCAAUUAUUA
This is a messenger RNA of Amaranthus tricolor (Joseph's coat), 1573 nucleotides long. RefSeq names its product inositol 3-kinase. The coding region runs from base 49 to 1182 and encodes 377 amino acids. Gene Ontology annotation, molecular function: kinase activity. The transcript has 2 exons. The record is from RefSeq and is a predicted model, not a curated record. Lineage: Eukaryota; Viridiplantae; Streptophyta; Magnoliopsida; Caryophyllales; Amaranthaceae. Gene Ontology annotation, biological process: myo-inositol hexakisphosphate biosynthetic process.